Messenger RNA from Periconia digitata, 789 nucleotides. Lineage: Eukaryota; Fungi; Ascomycota; Dothideomycetes; Pleosporales; Periconiaceae. The record is from the annotation of a GenBank genome assembly.
CUUCUCCGACAAUAUGGCUGCCGUGCACUUUUCACCAAUACCUCCAUAACGAAGCCAAGUAAGGCCAUAAGGCUUGGUAUUGAGACAGAAAGGCCAGCGUAAGCUGGAGGCGCUCAAUUCAGGUGGCAGCACCACACAUGACACCGAUGUUGACAUUGUGGCAUAUGUGUUAGGCAAGAGAUUUGUCAGAGAAGAUCUCUCGGGGAGCGUUUUACCCAAGACUCCGAUGUGCAAUGAAAUGCUUUGGCUCACCGGUGUGUCCCGGAUUACUUUUUUCGAUCCACCGCUACUCUUAUCUGCAGCAGUUAUGUGUGCUUCAAGGCCUGAUUGUAAUUUGGGUCAGUCCGUACUUUACCGUCAGCCUGCCGAUGCCUGGUCUUCAAUUGGAGUGUCUGUCAACUUGCCUACGCGUUUUUUGUUUUGAUCCCAUUUUCCCAUUCGAGCGGCUCUACAGUUGUCCGUAACGGAAUCUCCGCGCCCCAGAAAAAUUAUCCACGGGAACAAAAAAAACGCGCAUACGUUCAAAAAUCAUAGAACGUAAUAGAAUAGAAAGGGGGGCAAAAGCUAGAAAGAAUGCAGAUAAAUGUUCGGACUCUAAGCUCUGCGGAUACCUUAGGUAUGGGUAUAGUGUUGCGCGGGAUCGUCUGCUGUAGUUUUCUUUUUCUCGGGCGAGAGAUAGAUCAAUCCAUCUUAGCUUCUAUGGAGUCCGGGAAUUAUCGUUAGUUGGGAGGAUAUACCCGGCUAGCAGUAGGACAAUAACGGUAAAUGGGAAAAAUGAAAAUCGAUGUU